This is a messenger RNA of Neurospora tetraspora, 2752 nucleotides long. RefSeq lists its product as uncharacterized. NCBI's taxonomy places the organism in Eukaryota, Fungi, Ascomycota, Sordariomycetes, Sordariales, Sordariaceae. The coding region runs from base 315 to 2669 and encodes 784 amino acids. The record is from RefSeq and is a predicted model, not a curated record. The transcript has a single exon. Gene Ontology annotation, molecular function: protein binding.
UUGUCGUUACGUGAUAUGCAAAAGAUCCCUUUCUCGAGUCCUCAGUGGUUCUAGUGGUCUUCUUUGCCGUGUUCGUCCCUGUUCGUCCGUUAGUGGUCCGGGCAGCCCCCAGCAACGGUAGCAACCCCUCUCUCAAUGAUACACUUAUAUUUGCUAGCCUCUUGGUAGGAUGCCAUCACAAACGUAAUCACACCAUGACCUUUUUAUCAAUGUCAGCACAGGCUGUGUUUAUAAACCUCCUCUCAGCCAUUGAUUUCAUUGUUUCUUGGUACCUAAGAUCCUCAACACUCAGACCAUGAGAGUCAUUCUUCAAGAUGAGAGACAUCGUUGACCUACCACACGAUCUCUUCCUCCUCAUCAUCUCUUAUCUCUCUUCCAGAACAUGCGUCCUCUCUCGUUCCGUCUCUCGACGAUGGCACGCAGCUUUCACCGAUGAACACAUCUCGUAUCUGUUGAUGCGAUGGAAUUUUCCGCGAUGUCGUGAGAUGCGCCUGGCUUCGGCCGCCGCCUUGUUACCAUCAGCAUCAGCUUCAUCAGACUUCGCCAACAUCAACAACAAUCUCGCCGUCGAGAUUUCAUGUACUUCUCGCGACCUCCCUCCUUGGUCCGAAACAUUUGCUCUCGUGGCCAGACGCUAUCACCAUCUCCGUCGAGGCUCGGCCCGUGUCGUCGAGAAGCUCCAGAUGGCUCGGCCAAGCCGAGGUGAUAGUAACGAACUCUCUCCAUUCUCUUUCAAGGGAGUCGCUAUUUGGAACCGUUUCCUGCGUCUAGAGGAGAAGACGGCCGAGUUUCACUACCCCGAUCCAGCGUGGUGGUACAGUCAAGAAGACGGAGUGCUGGUUUACCCAGCAGAAGUCCUUGACAGGCCCAAUUCUCCAUCAUCAGAUCCGGCCCAUGGUUACGUUUACCACAUCUUCGAUCCGGCGACUGGAACUCAAAUCCCCGUUCCGUUCGAUGUUCGCCGGAAGCAUAUUCGUCGAGUCCGUCUUGCCCAGGGAGUUCUGAUAUUCGAAUGGGCUGAAGAGCAUCCAUACCACCAGUUGAACGACAGAGAGGUUGUCCAUCGGCAUUUUGUCACUGCUUUCUACGUCAUCCGAACACCCUCUCCCUCUGCCUGGACAUGGACCAUCCAGUUCCGCUCAGAGUGGAAGCUACACUUCCUCGGUCUGCCCAUGAAUCGCUCCGAUCGCUUCUUCUCCGCCCACACAGCAACGCACUACGCCGUUUACUUCUGGCAACCCAACCGCUCGCUUUACCAGGAUGAUCCCAUUGAACAGCUCGCCGUCUGGGACAUUUCCUCACCAAGUCCAUACCGUCCAUCCGAGGAUCCAACAGGAUACAACCGACCACCACUCGGCAACCGGACAACUUCCAUGCCCGCUGGCUUGUGGAACGGAGGAGGAACCCACACGACCACGACGAGCACAACAGCCGGGCAACCAAGUAAAAGCGCUAGCCCCGAACCAGAAUCCGUCAGCACUACGACCGGCCCCCAAGUAAUCCGUCGCAUGGCCUGGCGCGAACUCGACUUCUACGGGCUGCGCCAGCGCGCCAACCCACAGUUGCGCAACCUCUCCCUCGAUGAUAGGAACCUCUACUUCAUCGAGGAAGAACACCGUUGGACCGAAGGUCAACACUCCUCUCUUAGUCCGCCUCGCGUUCACCAUGUCAAGUGCACGGGUAUUCCGAUCGUGCCUUGCACGCCGGCUGUUCCUAUCCCUUUGGUGUCCGUUAAGGAGGGUUGGGAGAGGGAGCGAGAGCCGUCGUCUCAUGCGCAUUACUACCAAGCUCUUUUCACUUCAACUAUCAAUGAUCCUGUUCAUGGGCCGAUAUGGGUCGAUCAGUGUGGUGCGGAUGGGGAUGUGAAUAUGUCGUUUUGUCAACGGGCACAUUCUUCUGCUUCUUCUACCUCUCCCCUCACUUCACCUUUAACCUCUGCCUCCCCCUCAUCCUCAUCCUCACCCACCCGCCAGACCCAAGACCAGCAACUCCUCCCCCCCUCCCCACCCCUUUCCCCUUCCUCCUCCCGCCGCUCCUUCUCCAUCCCCUCCAAUCAGCAAGCCCUCCUACAUCACCUCCGCUCCCGUCCACCUUCCCCUUCCCAACCCUAUUUUUUCUCCCCACCACCACAAUCUACCACAUUAUCAACCUCCCCCCGCCGCCGCAGAAACCACCAACAAUCCCUCCAGGAUUUGCUGAGCAUCAUAAGUAACCAACAACGCUUCCCCGGCCUCGCCCCCUGCUGGCGCCACGAAGAUUUCCCCUACCUGACCGUAGCAGAAAUGGUCGAUUUCGCUGCGGGCGUGAGGAUCACGGCACGGCAUUGUUUCAUGUUGGAGACGGUGUCGGUUUGUGUGAGGAAUGCGAGGGUUUGUGUAAAACCUGAGCCUGGUGGGUUGUCUCUGGCAGCACCUGAUGAUGAUGAAACGGGCAACAAGGUGGUGGGCAAAGAAGAAGAAACGAAGAAGAAGAAGGGGAAUAGGAAGAAGAAGGGGCAUAAGGGAGGGGAGGGAGGAGAAGGAGGAGGAGAAGGAGGGAGAGAUGAGGAAGUGCAAUUCGCGGAUGAGAUGUGGAGCCAGUUGGUGGGUAGGAGGGGGUAUUUGGCGGGUGAUGAGAGAUGGGUUUUGGGGGAGGAUGAGGAGGGGAGGGUUACUGUUGUUAGGUUUUAGUUUUUUUUGGUUUUGGGGGGUUGAUGUUGAUGUUGGGCGGUUGCGAUACCUGGCUGUUGUCUUUCCUUUUCUUUUGUUCUUUU